CCACUGUUGUUAGCGACGUAGCCACUACUGCCAGUUUGAUUUUGAUAUUUCUUUUGGAGACCACUUCACGUAACUUCACAUCCUGCCACAGCCAGGUGAAUGCAAAAGCGGCGGUCCGCUGGCUGGGCUCCCAUACUCCAGUGUGUGAAGUUGUUGCUGGCGGCAGUCCUGUGAGCCCCUUUGAGUAUGUGUAUACAAUGAAGAGGCGGGCGGAGGACCAGGAACCAAUAUUUGCAUCCCAGCAGCAGCAGUCGCGUCGUCCAGCGGUUCAAGGUAUCGCAGAAACCUUCCAGCAUCGGGCUCUCGCCCCAGCCCCGGCCCCGACCGUGAUAGAGGCGUCUGCAGAGAACAUGCAGCCGUCCACCGGCAUCCAGUAUUCUCUCCCCCAGGGCUACCAGGUGCCUACAAUGCCUCAGAGCACAAGUGGACAUGGUCUUAACAGUACUGGACCUCACGUCGGACCCCAUGCACACAGUUUGGCGGUCCAGUCCCAGGGUGCGUCGGUGGUCCAAGGCCACGUCCAUCCUCCUGCACCCAUGACACCAAGCCAGGGGCAGCAGCAGUUUCAACGACUGAAGGUUGAAGAUGCCUUGUCUUAUCUAGAUCAAGUGAAGCUGCAGUUUGGGAAUCAACCACAAGUUUAUAAUGAUUUCCUUGAUAUAAUGAAAGAGUUCAAGUCACAGAGCAUAGACACUCCUGGAGUAAUCAACCGUGUGUCCCAGCUCUUCAAAGGCCACCCAGACCUCAUUAUGGGUUUUAACACUUUUCUGCCCCCUGGUUAUAAGAUUGAAGUCCAGACUAAUGAUCUGGUCAAUGUAACUACACCCGGUCAGAUCCACUACAUCACACCUCAUGGUAUCUCAGUUCAGAACAUCCCAGUUACUGGGGCAUCGAGCCAACCUGCGAGCCACCACCAGCAACAGAGUCUGCCCCCGACCACAUCCCAUGUUCCCACCACCCCACCGGUUGCUACACAGCCCCCACCCAAUAAAACCAGCAAGCCAUUGCAGUCUCCUGCCCACACCCCAACCAGUCAGCCCAACCCGUCUAUCCCAUCCUAUGCUUCACCUCGCUCACCUUCGGUUCAGUGCCAAACUCCAGUAAGCAGCACGCCAACCGGUGGGCCGCCUCUGCAGAACAACCAACCGGUGGAGUUCAACCACGCCAUUAACUAUGUCAACAAGAUCAAGAACCGCUUCCAGGGUCAGCCAGACAUCUACAAAGCCUUUUUGGAAAUCCUGCACACAUACCAGAAAGAACAACGGAAUGCUAAAGAGGCAGGUGGAAACUACACUCCAGCGCUGACUGAACAGGAGGUCUACACUCAGGUGGCAAGGCUUUUCAAGAAUCAAGAGGAUCUGCUCUCAGAGUUUGGUCAGUUCCUUCCUGAUGCAAACAGCUCUAUGUUGUUGAGCAAAGCUACACCAGACAGAGCUGAAUCAGUGCGAAAUGAUCACGGUGGCACAGUGAAGAGACCUUUACUAAACAACAAACAGCGACUGAGCCAGAAUGGUCUGCCAAUCAGGAGACCUUCUGGAAUGGGGGCCACACCUCCUGUAAAGAAGAAACCAAAAAUACUGGGGAAGGACCACGGAAUGACUGAAGUCAGUAAGCACAGCACAAGCACUGAAACCUUGUUCUUUGAAAAGGUGAAGAAGGCUCUCAGGAGUCCAGAGGCAUAUGAUAACUUCUUACGGUGUCUGCACAUUUUCAACCAGGAAGUCAUUUCACGGGCUGAGCUGGUCCAGUUAGUCAUCCCAUUUCUUGGAAAAUUCCCAGAGCUUUGCUCAUGGUUUAAAAACUUCCUGGGCUAUCGAGAGUCGAGUCACGGUGAGACGAGCCAUGCUGAGAGUUUACCCAAGGAGCGUGCAACAGAGGGCAUCGCCAUGGAGAUUGACUACGCUUCAUGUAAAAGGUUGGGGUCGAGCUACAGAGCGCUUCCGAAGAGCUACCAGCAACCCAAGUGUACAGGCAGGACGCCGCUGUGCAGAGAGGUUUUGAAUGAUACAUGGGUGUCAUUUCCAUCAUGGUCUGAGGACUCUACAUUUGUGAGCUCCAAGAAGACCCAGUAUGAAGAGCACAUUUACAGAUGUGAGGAUGAGCGCUUUGAGCUGGAUGUUGUGUUGGAAACCAACCUUGCCACAAUACGAGUCUUGGAAACAGUACAGCGGAGGCUUUCUCGUAUGUCGGCCGAGGAGCAGCUGCGCUUCAAGCUGGACAACACACUGGGCGGCUCCUCAGAGGUCAUUCACCGCAAGGCCAUCCAGAGGAUAUAUGGAGAUAAGGCCCACGACAUCAUCGAUGGGCUCAAGAGAAACCCGGCUGUGUCCGUCCCUGUCGUGCUCAAAAGAUUGAAAAUGAAGGAGGAGGAGUGGAGAGAAGCACAAAGAGGCUUCAACAAAAUCUGGCGGGAGCAGAAUGAGAAGUAUUACCUGAAGUCACUCGAUCACCAAGGCAUCAACUUUAAACAGAACGAUGCCAAAGUUUUGCGCUCAAAAACCUUGAUCAGUGAAAUCGAGAUGCUGUACGAUGAGCGACAGGAGCGAGCAUCAGAGGAAACCGCCGCCUCGCCCCCCAGCGGACCGCACUUGACCCUGACCUACGACGACAGUCAGAUCCUGGAAGACGCUGCCGCUCUCAUCAUCCACCACGUCAAACGGCAGGUGGGCAUCCAGAAAGAAGACAAGUACAAGAUUAAGCAGAUCAUCCACCAUUUUAUCCCUGAUCUGCUGUUUGCCCGACGAGGUGAGCUCUCGGACGUGGAGGAAGAGGAAGAGGAGGAGGAAGAGGAUAUGGAGAUGGAACAAGAUGGACCCAAGAAGCACAAUGGUCUCCCAGGCAACAGCGUGUCCAAGUCAAAGCUCCUCUUCAGCAACACAGCGGCUCAGAAGCUGCGGGGCACAGACGACGCCUACAACCUCUUCUUUGUCAACAAUUACUGGUACAUCUUCCUCCGUCUUCAUCACAUCCUGUGCUCUCGUCUGCUGCGAAUCUAUGGACAAGCUGAGAAGCAGAUUGAGGAAGACAGUCGUGAAAGAGAGUGGGAGCGAGAAAUCCUGGGGCUGAAACGGGAGAAAAAUGAAAAUCCAGCAAUUCAGCUGAAGAUGAAGGAGCCCAUGGAUGUGGAUGUAGAGGACUAUUACUCUGUGUUCUUGGAAAUGGUGCGCAAUCUUUUGGAUGGAAACAUGGAGCCGUCUCAGUAUGAGGACUCCCUGAGGGAGAUGUUUACUAUCCACGCCUACAUUGCCUUCACCAUGGACAAACUCAUCCAGAGCAUUGUCCGGCAGCUUCAGCACCUGGUCAGUGACGACGUGUGUUCUCGUGUGACUGACUUAUUUCUGAGUGAAAGUGCCAACAAAGCCACAGGGGGCGCUAUGUCCUCACAGGCCUCCAGGAGUACAGCAGAGGGCACCUACCAGCGGAAAGCAGAGCAUCUUAUGCCAGACGAGAACUGUUUUAAGUUGAUGUUUGUGAAAGGUCAAGGAUCUGUUAGUCUGUCCAUGGAGCUUCUGGACACAGAGGAAGAGAAUUCUGAUGAGCCAGCGGAGGCCGAGAGGUGGUCGGACUAUGUCGGCAGAUACCUGAACUCAGACUCUGCAUCCCCAGAGCUGCGUGAACAUCUGGCCCAGAAGCCGGUGUUUCUUCCCAGGAACUUGCGAAGGAUAAGGAAGUGCCAGCGUGGAUGGGAGCAGCUGCAGCAAGAGCGAAUGUCCAAAGGUUCAUCAGAGAAGCUGCAGGAUGGCAGCAGUGAACUGAAGAUGGAGUGUAUGUUCAAACUCAACUCCUACAAGAUGGUCUACGUCUGCAAAUCUGAAGACUACAUGUACAGACACACUGCACUGACACGGGCUCAUCAGUCCCAUCAGCGUGUCAACACUCGGCUGCACAGGCGCUUUCAGGCCAGGUUGGACGCUUGGGCGAAGGAGCAUGUGACCAGUGACAUGGCUGCCAACAGCCACAAGUGGCUGAUGGGAGAUGAACAAGAAGGCCUGCUGCCUUGCAGCACCACCUGCAGCCCUGAGGUCCUCCAUUAUCUCAACAUUAACAAGUACCGGGUGAAGUACCGAACACUGUAGUACACGUCCUGUUCAUCCCAACAUUUGUUGUGACAGUGGUCGCCUUUACACAACAGACUGCCAGUGACGACUUCAAACACGGCUUCAUGAGGACUCUUCCAACCUGCCAUUACUGCAUUCAGCUGCCAAAAUAUUAAGAGGUUGUCCACAAUUCACACAGGACAUUGGUUUUCCACUUCUUGCUGCUGGAUCCGAUUCUGAGGCUCUCAAGCUUAGACUGCAAAAAUGUAUUUGAAACAGUAGUUUUGCAUGUAUCGCUGUCAUUCUAUUCAAAAAGCCAACACGUUACCCUGUCAGGAAAUUCAUAGCAGAAUUUUACCAGGGAGGAAUUUCUAUAUACAGACAUCACAUCAACACAUGGUGAAUUACAAAGAAUUUCCAUGGUUUAUGAGGACUACUUCAUCACU
Molecule: messenger RNA, 4483 nt
Organism: Sphaeramia orbicularis (orbiculate cardinalfish)
Lineage: Eukaryota; Metazoa; Chordata; Actinopteri; Kurtiformes; Apogonidae
Product: paired amphipathic helix protein Sin3a-like
Exons: 21
Coding region: 198-4076 (1292 amino acids)
Biological process (GO): negative regulation of transcription by RNA polymerase II
Cellular component (GO): Sin3-type complex; chromatin
Molecular function (GO): transcription corepressor activity
Source: RefSeq, a predicted model, not a curated record